AUUUUCCCCAAUAAAUCAGAACGUUUUUUGUUUGUCUCGCCAAAUGCGAAUAUAACAAAGAUUGAGUCAUAAUAGUGUAAUCGCGACAGUCAUGUAUCGUAACGGGAAAUCGAUCUGUGCAUCUGGAAUAUCUUUCGUUCCGUUUCCUUUGAUUUUUGUUUAUCUUGCAACGGCGACCGUGCUAUUGGACGUUGAAGGAGCUGAAACAUCACCCUCCGAGCGCGAUAUUCAAGAAGCUCAAAAGAUCGUUGGACAAUUUUUACGCGAUGAGGCAGGUACAGAUUGGCUCUCUGGGCUUGCGAAAACAAGUUCAACUCCAUUAACGACCCCCGAUCUUAUGAACGCUAUUCUUCAAAUAACGAAACGAGGCGAUCCAGUUUGGGAAGCUGCUACGAUACUUUUGAAUGCAUUAAAUUCUCCGAACGCUAUUAUCGGCUCAAGGAUCGACUUGACUUCGGAGCAAAGUGACAAUUGGAAAGAUAUGAUAUCAAAAAUCGAAAUGGAAGACGACAUAAUAUGUUUGUAUCGAAAGAAUGGCAAUGAAACAACCAAGCGUGACGAUGAUUGGAAGAAAUUUUUAAGCACUGUUUCUCCCGGUUACACGGUACACCUGGCGAUCGAUACGGGAUUGAAGUACAUAAUUUGUUUGAAAAAAAUUAAAGUAUCUGAAACAACGAAUGAGGCUUCUUCGAUGAGCCCGAAAACAUUGGUAACUAAUAGAUCGAAGGCGAUGAUCGCGUCGGUCAAGGAAGUAACGAGUGACAGAUCAACCGUUGGACUCCAAUCACCGGUGCCUUCUGUCUCCGGGGAGAUAAAAAAUAUACCUGCCGGAUCAUCUACAGAAAUGCCCCAUAACAAUAAUAUUCGUAGAAACAAGCAGAUUGUGAAAAAAAUGAGGGAAUAUAACGACGAUAAUGUAGCGGCCAACAGUGAGAGAGUAGCUAAAAAUUCAAUUCGCAAAGAUAAAACGGUUGCAAUUCGUCGAACCAAUGAAAUUCUACGUAAACUGAAAAAAAAUGACGCGAGCUCAGGCUCACCAAAGACUUGUCAAGAUGAGUCAGACAAACGAUUCAACGAUCCAACCGUUUUUGUCAUUUUAAAUCGAAAUGAUUUUUUAGCGCGGCAACAUUCACCGCAAAUGAGCUUUCCAAUAUUUCAGAGCUAUCGCUGCCUCUCCAAUCCGUUGGAUCCUCGCCUACCCAAUGAUUUGAAGGGUUCACGGGGAUCCUUUUAUGACUACGCUAAUCGUUGGCCGUUGACCGAUAAGCAUCGAUCAUCCCAUCCGAAUAAUCCGUAUCUUCGAAAAAACGUAUUAUAUAAAAAAAAAUUGCAAAAUAAUCGUAUUGCGAGACGUACGAGUCAACGGUUUAGAGAACUGAAUCGAAAUUUUGGCAAGAGUACCAAAAUCGUUGCCUGCCACGGGAAACCUGUGUUUCAAGAUUCGCCAAAAAGAACAAUGAUGAUUAACUCGGUCGAACCUUACCAUGCGCGUUACGGCAAUUUGCCGGGAUUAAUGGGGAAUCGAUAUUUUUACAAAAAUGUUAAAAUAGGCGAUAAGAACAAUGCGGGACGUCGAUCGCCACCACUGGUUCAGCGAAUCCACAGAUCUUCGGGGCUGAGGCAACCGAUCGUUGAGCGUUCUCAGUCGUGGGUACGCGACGAUUACGACGGCCCGAUCCAGCGUCCCUUGACUAAAUCUCUGAGGCCCGUGGUCCAAAGUUUUCUGACCCGUCCACCAAAGUCGAAUCUUCGUCCCUUUGGAUUUAUCGGAUGGCCGUUGAAAUUUCCGUGUCGCAACGGACAUUGCGAGGAAAUUUAUCGUAAGUCACCGUUUUACGUGGCCCCGAGGCCAUUCCCGAUCGCGAAGCCUCUUUCGAAAAUGUAUCCUUACCACCACCAUUUUCCCAUCGUUUACUCCGAAAACUUAUUUCUAAAUGGUGGAAACCUCGAAUCGAUGCGUAUCCCGGACGAAGCUCGGCAGUAUCAAAGACCGUGCGAUAAAUCGAUCAAGCUGCAAGUUCUCAUUAAUGGCAAAGUGCAAGAGCCCUUGAAGGUCGCUGUGCUAUCGGACAUCGGUCAAAAAUUGGACGUCCUCGGAUCGGAUGGCACAAUAAUGUUCGCCAAGCCACGAACCUCACCAAAUGAGUUUCCAAACCCGACCGAAAUACCCGACGACACGAAUACGUAUUUCGAGACUGAAAUUAAUACACGAAUGGAUUUACAAAGCUCCGAUCCGAAAGAAACGUCGUUGACCGAAAGCGGACUAGUCCAGAGUGACGGUUUUAAAAAGGAAAACAACAAAGAUUCGACCACUGACAUUAACGUCGAAAGUACUACUCUCAAUUUAAAUAUUUCACAUAAAGAUGGUAUGAAUUUUCAAGAAAAUUCAUCUCAACGUGCGGCAGAGCAGACAACCACUGAUGUCGGGACCACUCCAACUACAACGCAGACGACGACAAUAAUGAGCUCUACUACGACCAAUCUAUAACAAAUUAAUAAAUUACCAACAGUUAUUUUUCUAUUAGUACGAAUUCGCAAUACGCACUCAGGGAGGGAAAUUAGACUACUUCAAACCACGGGCAGAAUUGAAUUGUCACCCGAGCCGUAGGCGAGUAAUGAUUUCGAAUAUAAAAAUGAUAUGUAUUUCCAAUUUUAAAUCGAGUGCUCGGAGUUUCUGAAAAAGGUUAAGUGUCGUAGCUCGAUUAAUCGGUUCGACGCAUUGAGGAAGGAGCGUGAUAAACGACGAAUUGACGAAAGUACUACCACAAAAGUUAGUCUGUUUAUUGUC
Molecule: messenger RNA, 2788 nt
Organism: Venturia canescens
Lineage: Eukaryota; Metazoa; Arthropoda; Insecta; Hymenoptera; Ichneumonidae
Exons: 2
Coding region: 92-2488 (798 amino acids)
Source: RefSeq, a predicted model, not a curated record